ACCGCUUCGAUCGGGUCUGUCAAUCAAGGAAGCGCCCGCCCCACUGCAGGUGCAAAGCUGGGCUCCGGGCUAACUGCUGUAGCGAAGGCGAGGAUAAAAGCAUCAUUUCACGAUGGCGUCUGCAAAUGCCACCUAUGGACAAAAGGAGUCCUCGGACCAGAACUUCGACUACAUGUUUAAAAUCCUCAUCAUCGGCAACAGCAGCGUCGGGAAGACAUCCUUCCUCUUCCGCUAUGCAGACGACUCCUUCACGCCGGCAUUCGUCAGCACGGUUGGUAUCGACUUCAAGGUGAAGACCAUCUACAGGAACGACAAGAGGAUAAAGCUGCAGAUCUGGGACACAGCUGGCCAGGAGCGCUACAGGACCAUCACCACAGCUUAUUACAGAGGAGCCAUGGGCUUCAUCCUCAUGUAUGACAUCACCAACGAGGAGUCCUUUAACGCUGUGCAAGACUGGUCCACCCAGAUCAAGACUUACUCGUGGGACAAUGCUCAGGUGCUGCUGGUGGGAAACAAGUGUGAUAUGGAGGAUGAACGUGUGGUGGCGACGGACAGAGGCCGGCAGCUGUCAGAACAGCUCGGCUUUGAGCACUUUGAAGCGAGCGCCAAGGACAACAUCAACGUGAAGCAGACCUUCGAGAGGCUGGUGGACAUCAUCUGCGAGAGGAUGUCUGACACGCUGGACAACAGCGAUCCCACCGUCACCGGAGCCAAACAAGGGCCGCAGCUCACCGAGCAGCCGCAGAGGUCCCAUCAGGACUGUGCUUGCUAAAUGCAUCACACACACACACACACACACACACACACACACACACUACAUUUGUUCUCCUGAUGUCCAUAUAACUUUUUAAAGUCAUGUUAUCAGUUGAUGUCAUGUGAACCUGCACACAUCCAUGUAUCAGAAACACAGGCGCUGACUGCUGCUGAGAUUGUCAACCCGUCGUCGUCCUAUAUCCUCGUCAUAGUCCCAAAGAUGAUCUAUAUCACCGAGAAAUCACAUGCGAGCACUAAAUAGUGCUAAUGUAGUCACGCCUUUUAACACGCAGACAUUCCCAUGUUUUACUGCAUGCACCGUGCUGGAUUCAAACACGCUUUUAACCCUUGUGCAACCUUAAGAUUGACUUUACACCAGGGGUGUCAAACUCAUUUUAGAUCAGGGGCCACAUGGAGAAAAAUCUACUCCCAAGUGGGCCGGAUUGGUAAAAUCACGGCACGAUACCUUAAAAAUAAAGACAACUUCAGAUUGUUUUCUUUGUUUAAAAAUAGAACAAGCAGAUUCUGAAAUUGUACAAAACAUUAAUGUUGUUGGGGUUUAUUUACACUUGCAUGUUUGCGGUUAAUAGUAUUAUAUCUUUAUUUUUCGUUAUUUAUAUUUUCUGAAUAAAUGAUGUGAUAAUGUUCAUCAGUCAACUCAUUGGUGUUAAUUUUCAAUCUAUCAAGAUAAAAAAAAAAUCAUAUCAAAAUCAAAUUACAGUAUUUUAUUUAUGUAGUUUGAUCAUUUUCCUCGACUGAUGUACUAACAUCAUGUGCUUUAUUUUGUACAUACCGUAUUUUUCGGAGUAUAAGUCGCUCUGGAGUAUAAGUUGCACUGGCCGAAAAUGCAUAAUAAAGAAGAAAAAAAACAUAUGAGUCGAAUUUUUGGGGGAAAUUUACUUGAUAAAAGCCAACACCAAGAAUAGACAUUUGAAAGGCAAUUUAAAAUAAAUAAAGAAUAGUGAACAACAGGCUGAAUAAGUGUACGUUAUAUGAGGCAUAAAUAACCAACUGGUAUGUUAACGUAACAUAUUAUGGUAAGAGUCAUUCAAAUAACUAUAACAUAUAGAACAUGCUAUACGUUUACCAAACAAUCUGUCACUCCUAAUCGCUAAAUCCCAUGAAAUCUUAUACGUCUAGUCUCUUACGUGAAUGAGAUAAAUAAUAUUAUUUGAUAUAAUGUGUGAAUAAUUUCACACAUAAGUCGCUCCUGAGUAUAAGUCGCACCCCCGGCCAAACUAUGAAAAAAACUGCGACUUAUAGUCCGAAAAAUACGGUAAAUAAAAUGGAAUUUCAAUACCACUGUUUUUAGCGGUAAAUUUUUGUUGUUUUAAUGUUUUUAUUGUUUGUUUUUUAAUGUUUUAGUGUCUUACUGUAUAUACAAAAAAACAGUACCAAAGUUGAUUUUACAGUAAAAAAAAAAAAAACUCAGGAGGCAGAAUUGAACCGUAAAAUCUAUUGCCAAUUUUACAGUGUAGAAUUUGAUUGAUAAUUUGUUUUGAAAUCAUAAGUGAAGCAGAUAUUUAUCUUUUUUUUUUUUUUUAACAAUAAACAUUUUUGGAAUACAUAUUUUGAUAAUAUUGAAUUUUAAAAGAUGUGCAAAUGCAUGCAGUACAUGAUUUUUAAUGGCAAAAGGGAAAGAACAAAUAUAUUUAGUAAUUAUAUUUACCGUUUUUUUUCGGAGUAUAAGUCGCUCCGGAGUAUAAGUCGCACUGGCCGAAAAUGCAUAAUAAAGAAGGAAAAAAAACAUAUGUAAGUCGCACUGGAGUACAAGUCGCAUUUUUUUGGGAAAUGUAUUUCAUAAAAGCCAACACCAAGAAUAGACAUUUGAAAGGCAAUUUAAAAUAAAUAAAGAAUAGUGAACAACAGGCUGAAUAAGUGUACGUUAUAUGAGGCAUAAAUAACCAACUGGUAUGUUAACGUAACAUAUUAUGGUAAGAGUCAUUCAAAUAACUAUAACAUAUAGAACAUGCUACACCAGUGGUUCUUAACCUUGUUGGAGGUACCGAACCCCACCAGUUUCAUAUGCGCAUUCACCCAACCCUUCUUUAGUGAAAAAUAAAAUGUUUUUUUUCAAAUUCAAGACAAAGUUAUAUGUUUUUGGUAACACUUUAGUAUGGGGAACAUAUUCUAAGUAACAAAGACUUAAUUUAGUUAUUUGGUUAGGGUUAGGGGGUUAGAGUUAUAAUAAGGCCGUGCCAAAUAAGGCAUUAUUAAGUACUUAAUAAUGACUAGUUAAGAGCCAAUAUGUUACUAAUUUGCAUGUUAAUAAGCAACUAAUUAAUGGUGAAUAUGUUCCCCAUACUAAAGUGUUACCAUGUUUUAUUACUGGUGCACAAAAUGAAGCGUGCAUGAACAUCACCUUGUUCAAAGAACAAAACCAACACAGUGCAUAAACUCACAACAAAUUACACACCUGCAAAUCAGUCUGACUUCUGCUGUUGCCGUAUCCGUAAUACGCCGAUAGGGAGAAGUUUUUAUUUACACGAUGAGUCAGGUGUGUUUUGACCUCCGCCGAACCCCUGAGCCCGACUCACCGAACCCAGGUUAAGAACCACUGUGCUAUACGUUUACCAAACAAUCUGUCACUCCUAAUCGCUAAAUCCCAUGAAAUCUUAUACGUCUAGUCCAGGGGUCGGCAACCUUUACCAGUCAAAGAGCCAUUUUGACCAGUUUCACAAAUUAUAGAAAUCAAUGGGAGCCGCAAAAUCUUUUUGAAAUUUUCAAUGAAAUAACACUGCAUACGAAAUUUUUUUUUUUGCAUUGUGCUAUGUAUUUCUAGGGGUCUCAGACACGCUGCCCACACCUUUAUGUGGAAUUUGACAACUGGUGGAGCACGCGGGUUUUAUUUAAAGGCGCUUGUCAGCGUCAUGCGUGCCGUGAUGGUACAGCAUAUAGCACCCACUACAGUCAGCGUGCAUGAUCAGCCACACGUUGUAUGGGGCUUCCGCUUUGCUCACGUAGGUGACAG
Messenger RNA from Nerophis lumbriciformis (worm pipefish), 3724 nucleotides. RefSeq names its product ras-related protein Rab-3A-like. The record is from RefSeq and is a predicted model, not a curated record. NCBI's taxonomy places the organism in Eukaryota, Metazoa, Chordata, Actinopteri, Syngnathiformes, Syngnathidae. Gene Ontology annotation, molecular function: GTP binding; GTPase activity.